UCGACUGAUAACAGAUAUGCAAUUGUCAACAAAUCAUAGCCAAUCUGAUAGUAAAAAUUCAUGUAAUCAUAUAAAUAUUUUUAAAGCUGAAGAAGGUCUGAAAAUAUAUAAUAUUGUACAUUCACAUUUUAUUGCAUGUACGACGGAUUUGUAUAGGAAACGAAAGGUCGUAAACACAAGAUGUCAUCAAUGCCGUAGUAGAAAACGUUUACAUUCAUGUUUACAUUGUGUAUUUUUUGGCUGUUACGAUGGACAUGUCCAAGCUCAUUAUGCCAGACACGAUCAUUAUUUAUACGUGGAUCUAACAUACGGAAAUAUAUUAUGCAUGAAAUGUGGCGAUUAUGAGUAUGAUGAUGAGUUAGCUGAUAUUGCUAGACGCAAUCUAUUAGAUGCAUCAAAAGAUUUGGGACAUCCGGCACCAUCAUGGAUUCCACUUUGGUUAACCAAAAAAGAAAUAUUAGAAGUUCAACGACAUUCAAAACGUUUAAGACUGAAUUCACAAUCGCCAGUUGGUCUAAGACCACUUAUCAAUAUGGGGAAUACAUGUUAUAUGAAUUGUAUUAUACAGGUUUUAAUGCGCACUCCACUACUACGAAAUUAUUUAAUGUCAGAACGACAUAAAUGUUCGAAUUCCGAUGGAAUGUGUGUUAUGUGUGAAUAUGUCGAGUUAUUCGAGGAAUUUUACUGUGGCGGAAAAGAAGGCUUAUUAGCCCCAUACAAAUUACUGUAUUUAAUGUGGAUGCAUAAACCAAAUUUAGCUGGAUAUAAACAACAGGAUGCCCAGGAAUUUUUUUUAGCAACGUUAGAUAUAUUACAUAAAAAUUGUGUUCAAUCGCAAUUAUCUGCAAAGCAAUCUUCGAAUGGAUCAGAGAGUGAUUUUGAUUUUAAAAAUGAUUUAGAUUUACGGAAAGAAGAGAAUUUCUCAAAAGUUCAAUCAAUAAUUAAACAAACAUUUAUGGGGAAAUAUCAAAGUGAUGUUGUAUGUCAAAAUUGCAAAGGAGUAUCAUCAACGGUAGAAACAUUUUGGGAUAUACCAUUAGAUUUAGGGCCAACACCAGAUGGCAGUUCAUUAUUAGAUUGUUUAAAACGUUUCACUAGUCCUGAACUAUUAGAAGUAAAAAUUAAGUGCAAUAAUUGUAAUUCAAUUGAAGAAGGUACCAAACAAUUAACAGUUAAGAAAAUUCCAAUAGUAGCAUCAUUUCAAUUGAAACGUUUUAAGAAUGUAUUAACUAAAACACAUGUACAAAUUGAGAAGAAAGUUUCUACUGUAAUAUCAUUCCCUGAAGUAUUAGAUAUGACACCAUUUAUGACGAAAUCACGUAAUAGUACACCAAGUCAAGUAUUUUCACCGUACGAUAAUCGUUAUAUAUUAUUUGGUGUUAUUAAUCAUCAUGGGCAAUCUGGUGCUGGACAUUAUACAGCGUUUGUAAGAUUACCACCGAAUUUCUGGUAUAAAUGUGAUGAUAAUAAAAUUACGAAAGCCACCUUAAAAGAAGUUUUGGAUUCUGAAGGGUAUCUUCUAUUUUACCAUAAACGUACUGUCGAAUACUUUUAAAUGAUAGGAUUCAACAGAAGAGUAGUACCAAAAAAAUAUGAAUCAUCUAAAACCAG
Chrysoperla carnea is the source of this 1611-nucleotide messenger RNA. It is a transcript of the gene not, whose product is annotated as ubiquitin carboxyl-terminal hydrolase 22. The transcript has 6 exons. Bases 17 to 1555 code for a protein of 512 amino acids. Gene Ontology annotation, molecular function: zinc ion binding; cysteine-type deubiquitinase activity. Gene Ontology annotation, biological process: protein deubiquitination. The record is from RefSeq and is a predicted model, not a curated record. NCBI's taxonomy places the organism in Eukaryota, Metazoa, Arthropoda, Insecta, Neuroptera, Chrysopidae.